AUGCAAGAUCAUGAAAAUUUAAAAAACGAGAAAAUGGUUGCAAUGAUCGGAUUUGAUCCUGUAGAAUAUUAUUUGGAUGAAUUGAGGAAAUUAUAUUCUGAUGUAGCUUUAUUCUUUCAUGAUAAGCACGGUGGAACAAUUAUUGGAGUUGUCUGGAUACCGACAAACUUUACUCCCAGACCAUGGAAAGCUAGCUCUGAAAUAAACAGCGUUUUGGUGUCGAAAAUUGAAGACCGAAAAGGCAGUGAAUAUGAUACGAAUAAUAGCAAUAAUUUACGAGAUCAAAAUAUAAUAUUGAAUACCAAAGCAAUAGUUUUAGAAAUUGAAAGGUUAGGUGAGGGAUUGGUUACAGGGAUUGAA
This is a messenger RNA of Dentiscutata heterogama, 360 nucleotides long. NCBI's taxonomy places the organism in Eukaryota, Fungi, Glomeromycota, Glomeromycetes, Diversisporales, Gigasporaceae. The record is from the annotation of a GenBank genome assembly.